AUGGAACAUAAUAAUAAUAAUUAUGAAAUUGAUUUAAGUAUAAAUAAGUAUGAAUCAAUGUUAAAUAACAGUAAUACUGAUAUAAAAAUUUUAAAGAAUAAGAUGAUUGAAUUAAAAGUAAUAUUAGAAAAG
Molecule: messenger RNA, 132 nt
Organism: Cetraspora pellucida
Lineage: Eukaryota; Fungi; Glomeromycota; Glomeromycetes; Diversisporales; Gigasporaceae
Source: the annotation of a GenBank genome assembly